GGCCGGGCGUUUCCUGGCGCAUUCCCGGCCCGCCCGAGUGACUCGAUCCAGCAGGAAACUCCCAUUGCCCACAAGGGACCCCCGAGCCGCCGCCGCGGACCCAGGCCAGGAUGGCGGCCCAGGUGACCCUGGAGGACGCACUGUCCAACGUAGAUCUCCUGGAAGAGCUGCCUCUGCCCGACCAGCAGCCCUGCAUCGAGCCCCCACCAUCCUCACUGCUCUACCAGCCGAAUUUCAACACUAACUUUGAAGACAGAAAUGCAUUUGUCACCGGUAUCGCAAGAUACAUUGAACAAGCGACUGUUCAUUCUAGCAUGAAUGAAAUGCUGGAGGAGGGCCAGGACUAUGCUGUCAUGCUGUACACCUGGAGGAGCUGUUCUCGGGCCAUCCCACAGGUUAAAUGUAACGAGCAGCCUAAUAGAGUGGAAAUUUAUGAGAAAACUGUGGAGGUCCUUGAACCUGAAGUCACGAAACUGAUGAAUUUUAUGUACUUCCAGAGAAAUGCCAUCGAGCGUUUCUGUGGGGAGGUGAGGCGCCUGUGUCACGCGGAAAGGAGGAAGGACUUUGUGUCUGAAGCCUACCUGAUCACGCUGGGCAAGUUCAUCAACAUGUUUGCAGUGCUGGACGAGCUCAAGAACAUGAAGUGCAGCGUGAAGAACGACCACUCGGCCUACAAGAGGGCUGCUCAGUUUUUACGGAAAAUGGCAGACCCACAGUCCAUCCAGGAGUCUCAGAACCUGUCCAUGUUCCUGGCCAACCACAACAAGAUCACACAGUCUCUGCAGCAACAGCUGGAAGUGAUUUCCGGCUACGAAGAGCUCCUGGCCGACAUCGUGAACCUGUGCGUGGACUAUUACGAGAACAGGAUGUACCUGACGCCCAGUGAGAAACACAUGCUUCUCAAAGUCAUGGGGUUUGGUCUGUACUUGAUGGAUGGGAGUGUCAGCAAUAUCUAUAAACUAGACGCCAAGAAAAGAAUAAACUUGUCCAAAAUCGACAAGUUCUUCAAGCAGCUCCAGGUGGUUCCACUCUUCGGGGACAUGCAGAUAGAACUAGCAAGAUACAUCAAGACCAGCGCCCACUACGAGGAAAAUAAAUCUCGGUGGACCUGCACGUCUUCCAGCAGCAGCCCCCAGUACAACAUCUGCGAGCAGAUGCUCCAGAUCCGCGAGGACCACAUGCGCUUCAUCUCGGAGCUGGCGCGUUACAGCAACAGCGAGGUGGUCACAGGCUCGGGCCGCCAGGAGGCUCAGAAGACAGACGCUGAGUAUCGGAAGCUCUUUGACCUGGCCCUGCAGGGUUUGCAGCUGCUGUCUCAGUGGAGUGCGCACGUGAUGGAAGUGUACUCCUGGAAACUUGUGCACCCAACGGACAAGUAUUCCAACAAAGACUGCCCCGACAACGCCGAGGAGUACGAGCGGGCCACCCGCUACAACUAUACCAGCGAGGAGAAGUUCGCCCUUGUGGAGGUGAUCGCCAUGAUCAAGGGCUUGCAGGUGCUGAUGGGCAGGAUGGAGAGCGUGUUCAACCAUGCCAUCCGGCACACUGUCUACGCCGCCCUGCAGGACUUCUCCCAGGUGACGCUCCGGGAGCCGCUGCGGCAGGCCAUCAAGAAGAAGAAGAACGUCAUUCAGAGUGUCCUGCAGGCUAUCAGGAAGACCGUGUGCGACUGGGAGACAGGGCAUGAGCCCUUCAACGACCCAGCCCUCCGGGGCGAGAAGGACCCCAAAAGUGGCUUCGACAUUAAAGUGCCCCGCCGCGCCGUGGGACCCUCCAGCACACAGCUGUACCUGGUGCGCACCAUGGCGGAGUCCUUGAGCUCUGCUGAGCUGCUGUGGCAGCUCAAGUCUCUGGGCAUGGCAAGGCUGUUGCAUGCAGUUAACGCGUUUCUGAGGCAGUCCUACAUCUAUCCACCUCUUUUAACCUUUGGUGGUAAGACAUCGUUUGUUUAUCUUGUUGAUGUUCACGGCACGGAGGUGAAGGGCUCCACUGCAGGUCCUUUCUCCCGAGCAACAGCAGCGUGGCCGCUCAGGUGGCACCAGGCCCCUGGAGGAGCCAGAGGGCAGCCCGGCUCAGGUCGGGGCGUCGCGGAGCAGCCCUGUGGGCAGCAGUUCGGUGCGACUAAUAUACCGUGUGUGUUUUCUCCCCCACGAACGGUUCCCUGGAUAACGCAGCUUUACAUGGUGAGAACCAUGCUAGAGUCCCUCAUUGCAGAAAAAAGUGGUUCCAAGAAAACCUUGAGAAGUAGCCUUGAGGGGCCCACGAUAUUGGACAUAGAAAAAUUCCAUCGAGAGUCAUUCUUCUACACUCACUUGAUAAAUUUCAGUGAGACGCUUCAGCAGUGUUGCGACCUCUCCCAGCUGUGGUUCCGAGAGUUCUUCUUGGAGCUCACCAUGGGCCGGAGGAUCCAGUUCCCCAUUGAGAUGUCCAUGCCCUGGAUCCUGACCGACCACAUCCUGGAGACCAAGGAGGCGUCCAUGAUGGAGUAUGUCCUCUACUCUCUGGACCUGUACAACGACAGCGCCCACUACGCCCUCACGAGGUUCAACAAGCAGUUUCUUUACGAUGAAAUCGAGGCCGAGGUGAAUCUAUGCUUUGACCAGUUUGUUUACAAGUUGGCAGACCAGAUAUUUGCAUAUUAUAAGGUGAUGGCCGGAAGUUUGCUUCUUGAUAAACGGUUACGAUCUGAAUGCAAGAAUCAAGGGGCAACGAUCCACCUCCCGCCUUCGAACCGCUAUGAGACGCUGCUCAAACAGAGGCAUGUGCAGCUCCUGGGCAGGUCCAUAGACCUCAAUCGCCUAAUUACUCAGCGUGUCUCAGUGGCCAUGUAUAAGUCCCUGGAGCUGGCUAUUGGACGAUUUGAAAGUGAAGACCUGACAUCGGUAGUUGAGCUGGACGGCCUCUUGGAAAUCAACCGCAUGACCCACAAGCUGCUGAGCAGGUACCUGUCACUGGACAGCUUUGAUGCCAUGUUCCGGGAGGCCAACCACAACGUGUCCGCACCCUACGGGAGAAUCACCCUCCACGUCUUCUGGGAACUCAACUACGACUUCCUGCCUAACUACUGCUACAAUGGGUCCACCAACCGAUUUGUUCGGACAGUGUUACCAUUCUCUCAAGAAUUUCAAAGAGACAAACAGCCAAAUGCACAACCCCAGUAUUUGCAUGGGUCCAAGGCCCUGAACCUGGCCUACUCGAGCAUUUACGGCAGCUACCGGAACUUCGUGGGGCCUCCACACUUCCAGGUCAUCUGCCGGCUGCUUGGCUACCAGGGCAUCGCGGUGGUCAUGGAGGAGCUGCUGAAGGUUGUCAAGAGCCUGCUGCAAGGCACGGUCCUGCAGUACGUGAGGACGCUGAUGGAGGUGAUGCCCAAGAUCUGCCGCCUGCCCCGGCACGAGUACGGCUCCCCAGGCAUCCUGGAGUUCUUCCACCACCAGCUGAAGGACAUUGUGGAGUACGCGGAGCUGAAGACCGUGUGCUUCCAGAACCUGCGGGAAGUGGGCAACGCCAUCCUCUUCUGCCUGCUCAUCGAGCAGAGCCUGUCUUUAGAAGAAGUCUGUGACCUGUUGCACGCAGCCCCCUUUCAGAACAUCCUGCCGAGGGUCCAUGUGAAAGAGGGAGAGAGACUUGAUGCCAAGAUGAAGCGACUAGAAUCAAAGUACGCCCCCCUGCACCUUGUCCCUCUGGUCGAAAGGCUGGGGACCCCUCAGCAAAUUGCCAUAGCGAGAGAGGGGGACUUGCUGACCAAGGAGCGUCUCUGCUGUGGCCUGUCCAUGUUCGAGGUCAUUCUGACUCGGGUCCGGACCUUCCUGGAUGACCCGAUCUGGCGUGGACCUCUGCCCAGCAAUGGGGUCAUGCAUGUGGACGAGUGUGUCGAGUUUCACAGACUGUGGAGUGCCAUGCAGUUUGUCUACUGCAUCCCUGUGGGGACACACGAGUUUACAGUCGAGCAGUGUUUCGGAGACGGGCUCCACUGGGCUGGCUGUAUGAUCAUCGUUCUCCUCGGGCAGCAGCGGCGCUUUGCUGUCCUGGAUUUCUGCUACCAUCUGCUGAAAGUCCAGAAGCAUGACGGCAAAGAUGAGAUUAUCAAAAACGUGCCUUUGAAGAAGAUGGUGGAGAGAAUUCGCAAAUUCCAGAUUCUAAAUGAUGAGAUAAUCACCAUCUUGGACAAGUACCUGAAGUCAGGCGACGGGGAGAGCACACCUGUGGAGCAUGUUCGCUGCUUCCAGCCACCGAUCCACCAGUCCCUGGCCAGCAGCUGAGGACACACGUGUCACCUGAUGCUGGAGUCCGGUCCUAACUGCUUUCUGUAACUAUAGGGCAUGUUUCUUUUCAUAAACUAGGGAGAUUUUUAGGGACUAUUUGUCCAUGUCUCUGUACCUGUUAAAGGCGGUGCUUUUCAAUCUGAAAGCUUAAUUUUAUAAAAUUGACUUAUUUUUCUAGACUAAAAUUGUAUAUGCUUUUGGUAAUUAGGGAGUCAGGUUACUGGCUGCUGGUUGUUGCCAUUGUGUUUAGUUAUUUUCCAUUUUUCCAUGGAAUGUCAGCAAGUGCUGCUGAGUUCACCCGUUGGCCCCUCAGCAAAGGAUCAGUGAUGUUUAGGGAAAGAUUUAUGAACAUCAGCAGGAAACACAGUGCCCGCUAACUGUAAUAAAAUCCGUUACUAAUUAGAAUCGAAGUUAAUAAUUACUUAGCUUUUGUGGAGGGAUUUUUCUAAUGGUCUUUCACGAAUUCUAAGUCAUUGUUCCCUUCCCUUUUUUAUGUCAAGUCUUUCAGAAAAUACUGAGCUUGACUCCUGUUUCUACUAAACCCAGCUGUAACAAAGUCUCAUUUGCGAGGAAUGAUUUAAAGGUUAUAGAAAUAAAACAAAUAAAGUGUAUUUGCGGUCAUUCAUUCAUUAUGGCCCGGUGUACCCUGGCUUGG
Molecule: messenger RNA, 4920 nt
Organism: Molossus molossus (Pallas's mastiff bat)
Lineage: Eukaryota; Metazoa; Chordata; Mammalia; Chiroptera; Molossidae
Gene: CYFIP1
Product: cytoplasmic FMR1 interacting protein 1
Biological process (GO): lamellipodium assembly; modification of synaptic structure; axon guidance
Cellular component (GO): SCAR complex; synapse; neuron projection
Molecular function (GO): small GTPase binding; RNA 7-methylguanosine cap binding
Source: RefSeq, a predicted model, not a curated record